AUGCGCUUCCUCAUCCCCCUCGCUCUCCUUCUCGCCUCCCUGGCUGUCGCUGUCCCUGCCGCUGAGGCUGAAGCUGACGCCGGUGCGGAGGCUAUCGCUGCUGCUGCUGCUGCUGCCCCUGCUCCCGAGGGGGUGGACUCCGAGGCGGACGUCCAGUUUUGUCGGAAUGUGAAGGGGUAUAAUAAGUGUUUGGACCAUUGUCGCCAUAAUCAUGGGGGGGAGAAGUGUCGUAACGCUUGCUGGGUGCAUUAUUGCAAGUGA
Molecule: messenger RNA, 261 nt
Organism: Aspergillus homomorphus CBS 101889
Lineage: Eukaryota; Fungi; Ascomycota; Eurotiomycetes; Eurotiales; Aspergillaceae
Exons: 2
Coding region: 1-261 (86 amino acids)
Source: RefSeq, a predicted model, not a curated record